This is a messenger RNA of Aspergillus wentii DTO 134E9, 1556 nucleotides long. RefSeq lists its product as uncharacterized. The transcript is spliced from 2 exons. The record is from RefSeq and is a predicted model, not a curated record. Bases 222 to 1157 code for a protein of 311 amino acids. NCBI's taxonomy places the organism in Eukaryota, Fungi, Ascomycota, Eurotiomycetes, Eurotiales, Aspergillaceae.
UUUUCACAAGGCACCAGGCAGUAUCUGUCAAAUCUAAGUUAUAUAUAUCACGUCUCAUUUAUCCUUUAAUCACACAGAUCUGGAGGUACGUUAAUAAGACCCACUCGGUAGAACUGGCGAAUGGAAAGAUCGCUUGAUUACCCCUCAUUGAUUUGCGCCACAGCUGAGGCCAGACACCAUGUGGAUGAAUUAUCCUAUUUCUUUUCUUUAAUGAAAUCAGAAUGGAGAAUAAAAAUCCGUACACGGUUGGCAAUACAAUAACUUUGCAGUUAGACGCACCACACAACCAAGCAAUAGAAGCCACGAUAACCAAGGCGUUCGAGCCAUUUACACUUUCAGCCGCUGUGGUUGUCUAUCUAGACUCCCCAUGUCUAGGUUUAAAGGGGCACAUGGUAUUAAAGCUAUUCGAUCGACGCUUUGCAACACAAUUGCGACUAGAUGAGAAGGCCGCUCCGUGGUGUGGUGAUAUUGAGCGACAAUACCAACAGUUUGUCAUGGAUGGGGGUGCGUGUAAGUUUAUCAGCAGACUCAACUCUGAUGAGGAGAUAGCCGAUGAAGAAAUGGAUGCAUGGGAUGCUGCUCACAUCGAGACAUCUCUUCAUGAUCAGAUGCGGGAUUUCUAUGAUUGUGAAGUUGGGGUAUAUAAUGCCUUGAAGGAUCUCCAAGGGAAACACAUUCCUCAAGUAUUUGCAAGCGUCACAGUUCCUGUCUCUUCACAGGAUGCGUCAAUCAGCAAAUAUAUCGACGUCCCUGGUAUUCUUAUGGAUUAUAUUGAUGGAUUCCCAUUAUCUGAUAUCGCGGACAAUGCUCCGAGAGGAAAGUGGCAGGUCCUCUGUGAUGAAGCUAUUCGCAUCAUCCACGCCAUCAGCGAACGAGGAAUCCUGAAUGAGGACGUCAAAACAAGGAGUUUCAUCGUACAAGAUGUGGAAGGGAAGGACAGAGUUAUGAUGAUUGAUUUUGCAUUAUGCAAGUUCCGCAGGGAGUACAAAGAUGAGGAGGAGUGGAGGAAAUGGAAGGCAAAACAAGAUGAAGAAGGGGCAGUGGGAUACGUGAUGCAGAAUCGCUUAAAGGGGGGCUUUGUUUAUACUCGAUCGGCCAUGGCGACACAGCUGGAUGAUGAUUUCAUGACGGAGGAUUACGUGUAUUCAUGUCGAUGAACAUUUACAGUGGUCGGCGGUGGAGCUGACUAGUCUCAAAUUCUCCACAAAUAAGCGGGAUGGAAAUACACUGAGAUUGUGCCAGCAGAAAUCAUAUCCAUUGAUUUGGAAAGGGGGAACUGGCGAUUGCUGUGAGUGUUAUAAGUGUGAUAAAGACAGUGAUUGCCUUUUAUUCUCUUCUCAUUCUAUCGUCCACGGCUGCAAAGGCAGAAUAACGGAACUGGCCUCCAUUCAUCUCAAUCUCAGCUGAACUCAUAACCCCGCUUGAUCGACGAAUUGAGACUGAGCUGAGAGAUAUCCCCACCAUCAGCCGCAAUACAAGUCCAUUCAGCUGAAAUAGGACCCGUCAACUUUUCUAAUGAAAGACACAUAAAUACCCACUUCCCCCCCCCCCUCCCC